AUGGCCUGCCCUCCACGCGAUGCUUUCCAGAUCGGAUGGAUCUGCGCCCUUCCGAUUGAGGCUGCUGCUGCCACAGAAAUGCUGGAUGAGAAUUUUGGGAUUCUCCAGGAGCAAGAUGCAGCUGAUACCAACACCUACAUAUUGGGCCGAGUUGGCAAACACCAUGUUGUAAUCGCUUGUCUCCCAGGAGGCCAAUACGGAACAACCUCAGCAACCGCCGUCGCGAAUGAUAUGAUUCGUACAUUCUCUAAAUCACUUCGUGUGGGACUGAUGGUCGGUAUUGGGGGUGGAAUUCCGUCGGCUACUCAUGAUAUUCGGCUCGGCGAUAUCGUGAUUAGCUACCCCCAGGGCACUUGUGGUGGGGUGAUACAAUACGAUAUGGGAAAAGUGGUCACUGGAGGUGAAUUUGAACGAACUGGAUCGCUGAACAGACCCCCACGGGCUUUAUUGGCUGCAGUCAGCGCGAUGAGGGCUGCUGAGCUAACAGACGACCCUCGGUAUCCUGAAUUCCUCCGUAACGCCGCUCAAAGAACACCACGAACGGGAAGAAUUUCGCCCGACCAAAAACAGAGCUCGAUCGACUGUUUAAGCCACAGCAUGAGCACUCCACGACUGCCAGUACUUGCACUAUAUGCCUGGUCGAAUGGGAGGUGA
Penicillium malachiteum is the source of this 654-nucleotide messenger RNA. RefSeq lists its product as uncharacterized. Gene Ontology annotation, molecular function: catalytic activity. The record is from RefSeq and is a predicted model, not a curated record. Gene Ontology annotation, biological process: nucleoside metabolic process. The transcript has a single exon. The coding region runs from base 1 to 654 and encodes 217 amino acids. NCBI's taxonomy places the organism in Eukaryota, Fungi, Ascomycota, Eurotiomycetes, Eurotiales, Aspergillaceae.